AUUAACCUAGGAUCGAUACGUAUUUACAAAAAUUAGAAUUUCUUGGUUCAUUUUCUAGUGGCCUUUAUUGAAUUAUGGUAUAAUCCAGGAAAAUAUAAAUGAAUGUGAAGCUCCAACAGUAAUGUUUAUCGAUCGUAGCAUUUGAAUAUAGUUGGACUAUGGCUGUCAGCUUUCGACCAAUAGCAAGUCAGGGAGUUAUAAAAAAAUGAUUACAGUUUGCCGAACGACCUUCGAGGAGCUUGACGAUGUGAUAAAAAAAGUAGAUAAAUGGAAAAAAGUUGACGUUGGCAACUUCAGGAUGGAUGCUAGCGGCAACACCAUGCAGGAGAAGGUUCCCGCCCACCGCUCAGCAGUCUACAUCUCUGAGCUUAUUGAUAACAUUUGCAAGAAGAUGGAUGACUACGUCCGAGUCUACUACAAGGCCACCAACAAGCUAGCCAUCAUGCAGCUGAUCACCAAGUCCGGUGGCAUGAACCCUGAGUUCUCCAAGACUAAGUUUGUGACUGAUGAUGAUUUGAACAAGAGCUUGGAGUACUAUUGCGAGCGCAUGUUUGAGGAGAACGAGGAUGAGAUCACAUCGCUGUACAAGAACAGGCCUCACGAUGACAUCAUGCCGGACGCUGAGCAAGAGAUUUGCUUCAAACACGCCAAGUACUGCGAAGACUGGAUGUUGCCCAACGAGGAGGACACCACGUGGACCACUGAGAUGGAAGCAGAAUAUGUCAAGGUCCACGGGCCCGACCCGUACGGUUUCGGCGGCCUCCCGCCUCAGUCACAGAUGCCCGACGUGUCUGACGACUACGGUGAUAAUGAAGAAUUUAUCCCUGAAGAUGCAGACUUCGACGCGCCCGCCGACACCAAGGACGAGCUGUAAACCAUGGGUCAUAAUGACCCUAGUCGUGGGUCACUAUGACCCUAGUGGGUGAUGUGAUCGUAGUAAGAUUUUUUAUUAUUGAAGUACUGAGUGAUUUAAUGAUGAGGUCUAAGGCCUAGUGUUGGGUCACUUUUAGAAACACUUGGGUUGUGUUGGUUAAUGUUUUAGAUCAUUAUAACCCAAUGAAGUUAUAGAUACAGCUAACUUUGCUCUUGGUAUAGUUUCAGUAACGUUUAACUGAGAUAUGAAGUAACCGUCACUUAGAGUGCUGUUAGUUGUUAAUAUAUUAUUUAUUUACAAAAAGAGCAGGUACAAUAAAUUAUUGCUAAAAGCAUUUCUAAGGACAAUUAAUAUACAAUUUGUCUUAACUACCUACUAAUGCCAUUUUAAAAUAGACAUGGGUCAUUUUGACCCAUCUUAUGUGACCCAAGUAAUUUUAGAGUCUUUACUGACAAUAAAUUUUGAUUGUUGUGCUUUCCUUAUAAAGGGUUCAAAAACAUCCAUUAUUUCAGACUUAAACAUAUUAACCAUGUUGAGCUAAUAAUAAAUUAUUAAUAUAUUUCAUAUUUAUUUAAAUGUUCAGGCAUUAGUACUUAUUAUGUUAUUGUACCAAGUACAUAGAUAAACGAAAGAUAUUUUAUUAAAUAUAAAUAAAAAGAGAUAAACUUUUGAGAGCCAAAUCCAUUUCUAUAAAAUUGGUAAAUAUUUCUUUUGAAGGAGUAUAGUGCAAUUUCUAUAUACAACUGAAAUAAAAAUAAGACAUAUUUUCAUAUCAAAUUAACAUUUGUUCAUAAGAUUAUCUUAACAUCCUAUGAGAUUAUUUCACAAAACAAAUGAAUGAUAUAUAAAAACAUAUUUUGAAAUAAAAAAUAAUGACUAGUUUUUAAAAUAAAGUGCCUUAUAUUAAUCUAAGUAAUUUCUUAUGAGGGUAACUGUUAAACUGUAACUAUUUAUAAAAAUAAUUAAGUUUAUUUCAUUUUUAUAUGUAUGUAAAAAACUUAGCAAAACCAACCACGUUUUAAAGCAAGAGUGGCAGCAACUUAGCCGAUCGAGUAAUCACAAAAAAAUACUGUGAAGUUAAUUCAAAUUCAAAA
Trichoplusia ni (cabbage looper) is the source of this 1968-nucleotide messenger RNA. RefSeq names its product protein seele (gene sel). Gene Ontology annotation, cellular component: endoplasmic reticulum. The transcript is spliced from 7 exons. The record is from RefSeq and is a predicted model, not a curated record. Bases 206 to 874 code for a protein of 222 amino acids. NCBI's taxonomy places the organism in Eukaryota, Metazoa, Arthropoda, Insecta, Lepidoptera, Noctuidae.